CUGUCUUCUGAUAUGGCACUAAAGUACGAUAUUAGGUAUUUCAUAACUGGUCCUGGUGUUGACAAACCACCACUGAAUUACUUUUACAUUGAGCAAGAAACUGGAAAUCUCUUUGUUACUUGCCCAAUAGAUCGGGAAGAAUACCCAGAAUUUCAGCUUAUUUGCUAUGCAAUGACGUCGGAUGGAUAUACCCCAGAGAUCCCACUUGUACAUAUCAUCAAAAUAGAAGAUGAUAAUGAUAAUGCUCCAGAGUUUGAGUAUAAUAUUUAUACUUUUCAUGUACUUGAAAACAGUAGAAUUGGGACAUUAGUUGGACAAGUGACUGUGACAGACAAAGACGAGCCCAAUACACCACACAGCAAAGUGAAAUACAGAAUUAUAUCCCAGAAUCAUCAGAAACUUCAGGAAUUUGUUAUAGACCCAGAUUCAGGCUGUAUUACCACAGCAUUACACCUGGACAGAGAGACUGAAUCAACAUAUACACUACAGAUAGAAGCAAGAGACAUGGGAGGUGAAGUCUUUGGUUUGUGGACUACAGCAGAAGUACAUAUUGAGAUUGGAGAUGUAAAUGAUAACCUCCCUCAAAUAGCACAAACUAUGUAUGUAGUGGAGAUAUAUGAAAACAUAGAACAUGCAGAAGUAUUAUGCAUUCCUGUUGAAGAUAAAGAUGAACCCAGAACAUCUUCAUGGAUGGGUACAUUCACUAUUACUAAAGGAAACGAAGACAAUAGUUUUUCUGUUAUAGUGGAUCAACAGCAGAAUAUUGGGUGUUUAAGUGUUUUAAAGGGAUUGGACUAUGAGAAAAGCCAUGAGAGAAGAUUAGAAAUUAUUAUAAACAAUGAAGUACCUUAUGUUCCACCUCCAAACUCAAGAACUCUUUUAACAAGUGUGGCCAGUAUUGUGGUCAGAAUUAAGGACCAGGAUGAAGGACCUGUAUUUGAAUCGUGUGAAUAUAUUAUAUACAUAAAGGAACACGUGUUGGUUGGCACAGUGAUUGGUAAUUACCAAGCAAAGGAUCCAGAAACUGGAAAUAAUGAACAUUUAAGUUACAGAAUAAUAAAUGACCCAUGCAGUUGGAUCACCAUUGAUCAAAUAGGAAAUAUCAGAACUACUGACAUUUUAGAAAGAGAUUCACAAAAUAUAGAAUACAGUCAGUGCAAUGUAACAGUAUCUGCAACUGAUCAAAGUAGUAAAACAGGAACUGGGACAAUUGUGAUAAAACUGAUGAUUGAGAACAAUUAUCCAGUGACUACUAGUAAACACUAUGUCAUGUGUAACGACAAAAAACCAAUCUGUAUAAAAGCCACAGACAUUGAUCUACCUUCCUCCACUAUACCUUUUCGUUUUGAAAUAGAGAAUCCAAUGAACUCAAAAUGGAAGUUAACACCAAAUGAUGAUGCAUCAGUACUGCUUUCUUCAGUUGAAGAUAUAGACUAUGGCUACUAUUAUAUUCCUCUCAGAAUAUACAAUGGGGGUAACAACAGAAAAAGUGAAAUAAUAGUUCACUAUUGCAACUGUGCAAUUCCAAGUGACUGCUCUGAAUCCAAGACAAACACCUCAUUGGGUUAUUCUGCUUUAGACACUCAGGUAGAGCGUAGUCCAGUUGUAGCAUCUGCUUUAGGUGCCUGGAGUAUUCCUGCAAUGGUCAUGGGAUCAUUAGUAAUGCUGUUAGGCUUUGGUGCACCCUAUGGUCUUUGGCUCCAUAGAAAAUUUCGUAAGCCUCAGGAAGCAUCUGAUGAUUUAACUUUUCAGAAUUUAACAAAAUCAAACACCGAGGCACCAGGUGAAGAACCUACAAAUCUAAAUAUAUUUCCCAUGACAACAGUGAAUGAAGCUGUAGGGAUGCACACAGAUGAAGGAAAAACUGAAAAGCAAGAAGAUUUGGAAGCAGGAAAAGGAGGAGGGCAUUCCACAUCAGAAUUAGUCAAGGGACAAAAAAUGAACCAUGUGGCACAAUCUUUACAAGACUGUGAGCCUUCUUUAAGGAAUUCGUACAGAGAUUUCUGUUCAGAAUGGCAGAAUUUCACUAACCCUCGCUUAACUGAAAUGGUAUUUCUUUGUGGAGAAGAUGAAGAACAUAACCUGGUUAAAGAGUAUUUACACCCAUAUAGUUAUGAGGGACAAGACUCACCAACUGGUUCUUUAAGUUCCUGUACAGGGGAGUCAGGAGAAGAAGAACUGAGUUUUCUGAAUCAGCCAGAGCCUCCAUUCCGAACAUUAGCUGAAGCCUUUGCCAAUUCACUGGGAAAUUUUCCUGUGCAAAUUCCACUGAAGUGA
Messenger RNA from Python bivittatus (Burmese python), 2277 nucleotides. Lineage: Eukaryota; Metazoa; Chordata; Lepidosauria; Squamata; Pythonidae. The record is from RefSeq and is a predicted model, not a curated record.